AUGCUUCAUCUUUCAGGGUCAGGUGACAUCACAGUGGUCGUCAAAGAAGGGAGUGAUGCUGUGUUACCCUGUUCCCUCAGCACCAAGGAGAGCAUUUCAGCAAAGCUCUUUGACUGGAGGAAAGCUGCUCAGAAAGAUGGUCGUCGGAAGGAGGUGUUCUAUUAUGAUGCAGGCAUCCAUUACAACAACGGUCGUCCAGGACAGAGUGAGGAGUUCAAAGGUCGAGUCUUUCAUUUUCCAGAAGAACUGAAACAUGGCAACGCCUCCAUCAUCAUCAGAAAUACGACGGUGACUGACAAAGGAAACUACACCUGUGAUUUUCCACGUCUUCAACCACGUCAGACAUUCCACAUUGAGCUUGUUGUUGAGCCCAUCUUAAAGGACCGAUCAGGAGAAAACCCAGCUGCAACUCCAAAGCCGUACAUCAGGACGCUGAAUGCCACAGUGGGGGUGCUGCUGCAGUGUGAGGUUCGAGGUGCCUCUCCAGAGCCACAUCUUCAGUGGCAGGACAGUGCUGGAAACAAACUUCCUGCUGAGGAGCCGCAGGUCUCAGAGAGAGAAGGCCGCCACUACAUCACCCUCAACACCAGAGUGACCAAGAGUGACCUCUACCGCUGUGUGGUGACACAGGAGGAAAUCAGUCAUCAGACUCAUGAGGAGACAUUUGUGUUUAUCAGAGAGACAGUGUGUGAGGACUCAUCCAGCAAAGUGGCUGUUGGAUGGUUUGGUGGUUUGGUUUUAGGAGCUGUUGCUGUUGUUGUAGUUCAAGCUCUGCUUGUAGCUACAAAGUCCAUCACAGUAAACUGCAAUAGAGGUUCUCGUCUGAAGGAAAACAGUUCAUCUAACCAGAGAGACGCUUCAUGUACAGACUCUUCAGUGCUCCCCCUGAGGUCACCAGAUGUUUAGCUCUGUGUGUGUGUGUGUGUGUGUGUGUGUGUGUGUGUGUGUGUGUGUGUGUGUGUGUGUGUGUGUGUGUGUGUGUGUGUGUGUGUGUGUGUGAGUGUGUAAAUCAGNGUGUGUGUGUGUGUGUGUGUGUGUGUGUGUGUGUGUGUGUGUGUGUGUGUGUGUGUGUGUGUGUGUGUGUGUGUGUGUGUAAAUCAGUCCUUCCAGGAUUUCACAGGCAGUUUUGUGAUUGUUGUGGUGUCUCAGACUCUAAAUGUUACCUAUAGAAUUACAAUCUACACUAACACAACAAAACGUGAUGACGUCCCUGCUUGUUAUAUUUUGCAGCUUGGGCAGAAGCUCUGCAGCAGUGGUUGACAUCUGACACUGAGCCGUUAAUCUCACACCAAUGUCUGAACAGCUCAGUUCAACUUUAUUUAUAUAGCACCUUUCAUACAAACGUGCAGCCCAACGUGCUUCACAUGGCAAAAUUGGAAUGACACAGACACAAAACAAUAAAAUAUUAUAAAAGCAAACCAACCACAAUAGAACAAACUAACAAAAAAGAUAAAAACUCAGUAGAACAAAAAGAGAGUAAAUAAAUAAAUAAAAUAGAAUAAAAAUGAACAAUACAGUAAAAGAAGGUAAAAAUAAAAAUAAUGCGCUGCACGCAGCUCUACACUGAAAUGAGAUUUUUACCAGCUUUAAAUAGUUAAAUUUGAAUUUGCGAUAAAGUUUCGGUGACUGGAGAAAAUGCAAGGUUGUGCAGAAACACGUUAAUUGUUGUGAUCGCAGCAUCACAACAUCCUGGAGGGACUGAUAUACUGAACAGUGUAAAAUGUAGAUACGUAAUCUACGGAGGAGAUCUUUGUAAAACUUAUUACACUCAGUUGUUGGUUCAACCUACAGAGUGGGAUUGACAAAAUGCACAUUACAAGAUAAACGUGUUAAUAUCACAUUACAAUCUGCAGCUUCAACGAGUCAACACCACUCUGACAGACCAACAAAGAUUUAAUAAGUUUGACAAAGGUUGUGAUUUAUUACAGAAUGUUUUUCUGUGUCUCAGGUCAGUGCAGCUCAGCAUGAUUGUUGAGAUCUGCUUGGUGCUUUUUAUUGUUUUAUUUUUAUUUUCCCAUUUCUACUAUUAUGUAUCACCAUCUCAUUUAUGUAUCACCUUUAUAUUUUCUGUCUGUCACACUGUGGUCCAUAAGGAGUGAAAAUACAACUGAUGUUGAAGACAUUAUAGCAGCUGAAUGAAGGAGAUGUAGCGACACAACAACUCAACCAAACAGAUGGAAAUGAAAUCGACAUGAUAAUGAGAUGACAGAACUCACAAAAAGAACCUGAUGAAACUAAAGUGACUUACAAGAAGUUUUUUAAAGGAUCAUAUUGAUGUUUAUUAUAUUUAUUUACGUCACUUAGAGUCCGAAGAAAGAUAAAAUCACACUGGCUGAAGUCAGGACAUUUUUAAGAACUAAAACCAAACAUGAGAUUUCACAAACUUAAAGGGUAACACCACCCAAUUUAAGAAUUCCACUGUUAUUUCCAUGGUCUAGGAGAGUUAAUAAGUCUAAUAAGAGUUUAAUAAGAGUUUGAUAUUAAGAAAGUCACAGGCUUGUGAUGUCAUAGGGUAUAAAGUCUGGAGCUGCUCCACAGACAGAGACCUGAUUUUAUGGAGCCACAGAAUGUUUGUUUGCUUUUUUUAGACCUAAAUGAGCUUUAUUCUAUUUCAGUGUUCUCAGUUCUGAAACAGAAAAUGUUCCCGUAUGUUCAGAACAUUCCCCUGAGUGCUCUCAGUGUCACCUACAGCACUGGUUCCCAACUGGUUCAGCCACUGGGUCCAGAUUUCUCCUCAGUCAUUAGUUCAAGGUCCACACAGUUUCAUAUAGUCAGCGUCAUACAGCGAGCUAGCUUGAGACGUUUGGCCCCGUCUCAAGCUAGUUUCUGUCUCUGUCAAGUAGCUGUUUGUUACUCACACUCUCUACAGGAAACAGCACUUCAAAAUAAAAGCUCUGUGCUGGAAAUUCACUGUACUUAAGAAUAAAGUGUGGUUUUUACAAAGCUGAUAUGUUAGCAAGUCACUUGUGGUCCAUUCAGAAUGAGCCUGUGACCCACUUUUGGACCACGACCCACCAGUUGGGAACCACUGCUCUGCAGCAUCUCCCACCAUUCAUUGUCUGUGGAGCAGCUGCAGACUGCAGGAUUUGGGAGAGAGUUGUUCAUGAUUACUAAUAUAUUUGGACUGUCUUAGACCAGAGGAAUAACAUGUAUGAAUUCUGAAACUAGGCGUAGUUCCCCUUUAAGCUUGAAGCAGUUUUAAAAUUCAUGUGGAGCAGCUGUCAGAGCAACAAGUUGGAUCAUGACCACAAACAUGAACUCAUUUUUUACAUACUAGUGACUUUCAUAGAUUUAAUACAUGUGUGUUGAUAUAAAUGUGAUUUAGAUGAGAAUAUGCAGGUUAUUGAGAAAUCAUUAUGACAUUUGAUUUGUCAUUAAAACAGGAAUUUUAAAUAUGAAUGUUGCACUUUGUUUGGAUGAGUGCACUGAUAUUUGUCCUUUUAAAAGGUCCUCAGCUCCACAUGAGAUGUGACUGAAUAUAUUAUUACUGUAAAUAUUUUAUCGCUUGAGUUUGAAUAUUUUAUAACUGCAGAGUUGUGUAAAAAAAAAAAAUUUUAAAAUUAAAAAAAUUAAAUUGAAUGUUAUUUUUGUAUUUAACUUGUUAACUCGCUGCCCUGCUUCACUUCUUUAUAUUUGCUGAGCAGGAGUCAGAUGCUCCCAGUACGAGGCUGAAGGAUCUUUAAUCCUGUCGAUGGUGAUAAUGGAACACUGUGCAGUAAAGACUGAGGUGUAUGUUUGAGAAGGAGCCAAGCGAGAGUCUGACUGUGACAGUUUCAGAUGAAGAUGGUUGUUGUGCCAUUCUCACCUUGUUUUAUGAAUCGUGGCCUUUGACUGUUUUUGUGUAUUUGCUGAUACAUGUGUGGAUAUUAUUAUAUGUCAUCAUGUGUGUCAUAAAGUAUUUCAAUCAUUGGAGCAUCUGGUGGUUUGGGGAUUAAAGGUAAACUCACUGUGUGUAUUCUUGGGAUGGUUUAAAGCUUCCAGAUGAAGCACAGCACCAACAAUAGUCCUGGUGUAUGAAAUGUGCUCUACAAAUAAAAGUACUUUGCCUUUAAUAGUCCUGGUGUG
Molecule: messenger RNA, 4065 nt
Organism: Epinephelus moara (kelp grouper)
Lineage: Eukaryota; Metazoa; Chordata; Actinopteri; Perciformes; Serranidae
Product: butyrophilin subfamily 3 member A2-like
Exons: 5
Coding region: 1-906 (301 amino acids)
Source: RefSeq, a predicted model, not a curated record